Molecule: messenger RNA, 1128 nt
Organism: Colletes gigas
Lineage: Eukaryota; Metazoa; Arthropoda; Insecta; Hymenoptera; Colletidae
Exons: 1
Coding region: 1-1128 (375 amino acids)
Biological process (GO): DNA integration
Molecular function (GO): nucleic acid binding
Source: RefSeq, a predicted model, not a curated record
AUGUUGGGACGUUGGGGACGUUGGGGACGUUGGGACGUUGGGGACGUUGGGGACGUUGGGACGUUGGGGACGUUGGGACGUUGGGGACGUUGUGACGUCGAGACGUUGGGGCGUUUGAAGGUCGAUUUGAUGUUUAAUAAGACGUGUACGUCAAGUCUUGGCAUCAGUGGCGAGUCAUACAUGGCUGAGAAAAAGAAAACCCCCAGUAUUGAGAAACGGCGUCUUGUGGAAGAAUUGCAUGCUCCGGCGAGAAGACAUUUUCCCCGAAGACGCGUCAUAGUACAUGGAUACGACGAUCUAUGGCAAGCGGACGUGGUCGAGAUGCGUCCUUACACGCGGUAUAACAGAGGCUUCCAUUACAUACUCACUGUUAUCGAUGUGCUGAGUAAGCAUGCGUGGGCUAUACCCCUCAAAACCAAGAAUGGAACUGAGGUUUCUACUGCGAUCGGGAAGAUAAUCCGAGACGGCGGAAGGUAUCCGAAAAAUUUGCAGACCGACAAAGGAAAGGAAUUUUACAACGCAAAUGUGCAAAAACUUUUGUCAAAAUACAACAUAAAUCAUUAUUCAACGUAUUCAGUGAUGAAAGCAUCAGUCGUUGAGCGGUUUAAUCGUACGCUCAAAAACAACAUGUGGAAAAUGUUUACCCUUAAUGGAAAUUACAAAUGGAUCGACUCGAUUCAACAUCUCGUAUCAAAGUACAACGCGCGAAAGCAUCGAACUAUUGGUAUGCGACCAAUUGACGUUACACCAACAAACGCCGCUAAGCUCUUAACAACGGUGUAUAGUCAUGUAAAGAUUGCCGCUCCCGCACGAUUCAAAGUGGGAGAUGCGGUACGCGUGAGCAAAUUUAAGACAAUUUUUGAAAAAGGUUACACACCGAAUUGGAGCACUGAAAUAUUUACAAUCGCCGAGGUACAGAAAACUAAUCCUGCAACGUAUCUGCUGAAAGAUGCUUAUGAAAAACCAAUUGCCGGAGGAUUCUACGAACACGAGUUGCAACGAGUUGCUAAUUCCGACGUGUAUCUGGUUGAAAAAGUAUUACGUAAGAAGGGGAACAGUGUGUACGUAAAAUGGCUAGGACUCAAUAACUCGCACAAUUCAUGGAUCCAUAAAAGUAAUGUUUUAUAA